This is a messenger RNA of Tricharina praecox, 594 nucleotides long. RefSeq lists its product as uncharacterized. Bases 1 to 594 code for a protein of 197 amino acids. Lineage: Eukaryota; Fungi; Ascomycota; Pezizomycetes; Pezizales; Pyronemataceae. The transcript has 2 exons. The record is from RefSeq and is a predicted model, not a curated record.
AUGUCUUCCGGUUUCCGCUUCAUUGUGCUGACUCAAUUGGAAUAUAGCUACGGGGCCAUCCGCAGCAUUCGAAAACCGUUGCCCGAAUCACCUCACCAUGGGAAUAUCUCGACGAGUGAGUGCUUCCAAGAGGACGACAUUGACCACGAAGCUUAUCGACUACCGCAGAAGGACAAUGACUUCCUGUCUACUCUCAGCUACAAUACGGCAUCUUUUGCGGCACCGGAACAAACUGCGUGGUGUGGGGAUGAUUGUCAUGGCCCGGAUGCCGGCGGCACGGGCUAUCAUUACACUGGCAUUUUACACAAGACCCCUAAGAUCAAUCUUCCAAAGAAGAUUCUAUUGCCUUCGCCGCCCGUUACCAUCCUUCUUUACGACUGCGGCAAUCCCACCUCGCAGAGCGAUUUCUACCCUUGCCGGAAAGUUGUGCCGCCGCCUCCGCAGAGCAGGGAUUGCAACGCUGCAUUUGAAAGCGGUCUCCUCAGGCCUUUCGGGCUCGGUGUUCAUCUCCAUGAAGCUGAGCAAACAUGGGCUCAGGAGGCGUUGAAAUACCAAAUCGUCAAGCAUACUCGAGCGGAACGACAAGCAGGCUAG